Molecule: messenger RNA, 1614 nt
Organism: Felis catus (domestic cat)
Lineage: Eukaryota; Metazoa; Chordata; Mammalia; Carnivora; Felidae
Product: olfactory receptor 7G1-like
Exons: 1
Coding region: 502-1377 (291 amino acids)
Biological process (GO): G protein-coupled receptor signaling pathway
Cellular component (GO): membrane
Molecular function (GO): G protein-coupled receptor activity; olfactory receptor activity
Source: RefSeq, a predicted model, not a curated record
CCCCCAGGAUGACUGUUAAACAAGUCUGUGGCAUUUACUUACAGUUUUGUGGCAGUGAGAGGACAGGAAAUUUGGUAAAGUUUACCUAAUCUUCCUAUUCCUGGUUCUCUACAUAAUUGUAUAUUAUCUGAGUUGCCUGCCUCCGAGGUCUCUGGGGAUCCAGACAGAAUCUUCAGCUGCCUCCCCAGUCUGUUUCUCUUCAUAAAAUUACCAAAUGUUUCUAAUAAUCAAAAUGGUAUAUUUAGUGCAAUAUUUGAAUUGGCCUCCUCUUGAUCCUUGUGGGAGUUAACAAUGGAUGACACUCUGGUGUAUCAGCUUCAGGUUUUGUUAAAGGAACAGAAUCCCAUGCAUACAGACGGCACCUUCUUCUUAAUCCUCUCUGUUAGUCUCUGUCCCAUCCUAAGACAGUGUCUGUCACUGGUGAUGCUCCUCCUGCUGGUCUAGAAAACACACAUGUGAUUGUGUUGUCACUCCACCUUCUCCAUCAGAUUCAUCGACAACAUGGGACCCAGCAACAAAACAGCAGUUUCCGAAUUCCUUCUUAUGCAAGUGACAGAGGAUCCAGAACUGAAGCCCUUUCUCUUUAUUCUGUUUCUGUCCAUAUACCUGGUCACCAUCCUGGGAAACCUGCUCAUCGUCCUGGCCGUCAGCUCGGACUCCCACCUCCACACCCCCAUGUACUUCUUCCUCUCCAACCUGUCCUUUACUGACAUCUGUUUAAGCACAACCACGAUCCCAAAGAUGCUGGUGAACAUCCAGGCACAGAGUCAGAGCAUCACUUAUGCAGGCUGCCUCACCCAGAUCUACUUUGUCCUGGCUUUUGGUGGUUUGGAAAGUUUUCUUCUUGCGGCAAUGGCCUAUGAUCGCUAUGUGGCCAUUUGUCACCCACUGAGGUACACAGUCAUCAUGAACUCCCACUUCUGUGGCCUGCUGAUUCUAGUCUCCUUGUGCAUUAGCACUGUGGAUGCCCUGAUGCACAGUCUGAUGGUGUUGCAGCUGACCUUCUGCACAGACGUCGAAAUCCCUCUCUUCUUCUGUGAAGUUGUUCAGGUCAUCAAGCUCGCCUGUUCUGACACCCUCGUCAAUAACAUCCUGAUAUAUUUUGCAGCUAGCCUAUUCGGUGGUAUCCCUGUGUGUGGAAUCAUUUUCUCUUACACUCAGAUAGUGUCCUCUGUUUUGAGGAUGCCAUCCGUGGGCAGAAAGUAUAAAGCGUUUUCUACGUGUGGGUCUCACCUGUCAGUUGUGUCUUUGUUCUAUGGGACAGGUUUGGGGGUGUACAUUAGUUCUGCUUUUACUAACUCUUCCAGAAACACUGCAGUGCUUUCAGUGAUGUACACUGUUGUCCCUCAAGUGAUGAACCCUUUCAUCUACAGCUGAGGAACAGGGAUAUGAAGGGAGCCUUGAGAAAACUCAUGGGUAAGAUACCAUUGUUUUUUCAGGAGUGUGUUGUUUAAUUUCCAUAUACUUGUUAGUUGCCAUUUGUCCUUCUUACUUAUUUCUAGCUUCACACUGUGAUGGUCAGAAAAGACACUGUAUGAUUUCAAUAUUUUAAAUUUAUUGAAACUUGCUUUGUGGCCUUGAUAUUAUCUAUCCUGGAGAAGAAUGGGUCUUGUA